GCACCGCGCACCGCGCCAUGGGGGCCGCGUCGGGCCGCCGGUGGCCGCGGCCGCCGCUGCUGUCGUUGCUGCUGCUGCUGCUGCCACCACCGCCGCCUGUGGUCCUGGCGCUCGACCCCGCGUUGCAGCCGGGGAACUUUUCCGCCGACGAGGCCGGUGCGCAGGACUUCGCAAAGAGCUUCAAUUCGAGCGCCGAGCAGGUGCUGUUCCACAGCACGGCCGCCAGCUGGGCGCACGACACCAACAUCACCGAGGAAAACGCGCGGCGCCAGGAGGAGGCAGCCCUAAUCAGCCAGGAGUUUUCAGAGGUCUGGGGCCAGAAGGCCAAGGCUCUGUUCGACCCAAUCUGGCAGCACUUCACCGACCCCACGCUGCGACGCAUCAUCAGUGCCGUGCGCACCCUGGGCCCUGCCAACCUGCCCCUGGAGGAGCGGCAGCAGUACAACUCUCUGCUAAGCAACAUGUCCAGGAUUUACUCCACGGCCAAGGUCUGCUUCCCCAACAAGACUGCCACCUGCUGGUCCCUGGACCCAGAGCUCACCAACAUCCUGGCGGCGGCGCGAAGCUACGCCCUGCUACUCUAUGCCUGGGAGGGCUGGCACAACGCUGUGGGCAUCCCGCUGAAACCCCUGUACCAGAAGUUCACUGCCCUCAGCAACGCGGCCUACAAGCAGGAUGGCUUCUCAGACACGGGGGCCUACUGGCGCUCCUGGUACGACUCCCCCACCUUCACGGAGAAUCUGGAGCACCUGUACCAUCAGUUAGAGCCCCUGUACCUGAACCUCCACGCCUACGUCCGCCGCGCACUGCACCGCCGAUACGGGGACAGAUUCAUCAACCUCAGGGGACCCAUCCCUGCUCACCUGCUGGGGGACAUGUGGGCCCAGAGCUGGGACAAAAUCUACGACAUGGUGGUGCCUUUCUCUGACAAGCCCAAUCUUGACGUUACCAGUACUAUGGUGCAGAAGGGAUGGAACGCUACACACAUGUUCCGGGUGGCAGAGGAGUUCUUCACCUCCCUAGGGCUCUUGCCCAUGCCUCCUGAGUUCUGGGCAGAGUCCAUGCUGGAGAAACCAAGCGACGGGCGUGAGGUGGUGUGCCACGCCUCCGCCUGGGAUUUCUACAACAGGAAAGACUUCAGGAUCAAGCAGUGCACGCAGGUCACUAUGGACCAGCUGUCCACGGUGCACCACGAGAUGGGCCACGUGCAGUACUACCUGCAGUACAAGGACCAACACGUCUCCCUGCGCCAAGGCGCCAACCCCGGCUUCCAUGAGGCCAUCGGGGAUGUGAUGGCGCUCUCCGUCUCCACUCCUGCACAUCUGCACAAAAUUGGCCUGCUGGACCAUGUCACCAACGACAAGGAAAGCGACAUCAAUUACUUGUUAAAGAUGGCACUGGAAAAAAUUGCCUUCCUGCCCUUUGGCUACUUGGUGGACCAGUGGCGUUGGGGGGUCUUUAGUGGGCGUACCCCCCCUUCCCUCUACAACUAUGACUGGUGGUAUCUUCGAACCAAGUAUCAGGGGAUCUGUCCUCCAGUUGUCCGAAACGAAACCCACUUUGACGCUGGAGCCAAGUUUCAUGUCCCAAAUGUGACACCAUACAUCAGGUACUUCGUGAGUUUUGUCCUGCAGUUCCAGCUCCAUCAAGCCCUGUGCAAGGAGGCGGGUCACCAGGGCCCCCUGCACCAGUGCGACAUCUACCAGUCCACCCAGGCGGGGGCCAAGCUCCGGGCACUGCUGCAGGCAGGCUCCUCACGGCCCUGGCAGGAGGUGCUGAAGGACAUGGUCGGCUCAGAUUCCCUGGACGCUCAGCCGCUGCUCAACUACUUCCAGCCGGUCACACAGUGGCUACAAGAGCAGAACCGGCAGAAUGGCGAGGUCCUGGGCUGGCCAGAAUAUCAGUGGCGCCCACCGAUGCCCGACAAUUACCCAGAGGGCAUUGACCUGGUGUCCGACGAGGCUGAGGCCAGCAGGUUUGUGGAGGAAUAUGACCGGAGAUCCCGGGUGGUGUGGAACGAGUAUGCCGAGGCCAGCUGGGAUUAUAAUACCAACAUCACCAAGGAGGGCAGCAAGAUACUGCUGGAGAAGAACAUACAGAUGGCAAACCACACUGUCAAGUACGGCACCUGGGCCAGGAAGUUUGACGUGACCAACUUCCAGAACGCCACCAUGAAGCGGAUGAUAAAGAAGAUUCAGGAUCUAGAGCGGGCGGCGCUGCCUGUCAGGGAGCUGGAGCAGUACAACCAGAUCCUGCUGGACAUGGAGACCACUUACAGCGUGGCCUCUGUGUGCCAUAGCAACGGCACUUGUCUGCAGCUCGAGCCUGAUCUGACACAUCUGAUGGCCACAUCCCGGAACUAUGAAGAACUGCUGUGGGCAUGGAAGGGCUGGCGAGACAAGGUGGGGAGAUCCAUCCUCCCAUAUUUCCCCCAAUAUGUGGAGCUCAGCAACAAGGCUGCCAGGCUCAAUGGCUACAAGGACGGAGGGGACUCCUGGAGAUCUAUGUACGAGAUGCCAUUCCUGGAGUACGAGCUGGAGCAGCUCUUCCAGGAGCUGCAGCCGCUCUACCUGAACCUGCACGCCUACGUGCGCCGGGCCCUGUAUCGCUUCUACGGGUCCGAGCUCAUCAACCUGGAGGGCCCCAUCCCAGCCCACCUGCUGGGGAACAUGUGGGCACAGAGCUGGUCCAACAUCUAUGACUUGGUAGUACCCUUCCCUUCAGCCCCCAGGAUGGAUGCCACAGAGGCCAUGAUAAAGCAGGGCUGGACACCCCAAAGGAUGUUUAAGGAAGCAGACAAUUUCUUCACCUCCCUGGGGCUGCUGCCCGUGCCCCCCGAGUUCUGGAGCAAGUCUAUGCUGGAGAAGCCGACCGAUGGGCGGGAGGUGGUGUGCCACGCCUCCGCCUGGGACUUCUUCAACGGCAAGGACUUCAGGAUCAAGCAGUGCACCACUGUGAACAUGGAGGACCUGGUGGUGGCCCACCACGAAAUGGGCCACAUACAGUAUUUCAUGCAGUACAAGGACUUGCCGGUGACCUUCCGGGAGGGUGCCAACCCUGGUUUUCACGAGGCCAUUGGGGAUGUGCUGGCCCUCUCAGUGUCUACCCCCAAGCACCUGCACAAGAUCAACCUGCUGAGCAGUGGGGACGGCAGCUAUGAGGAGGACAUCAACUUUCUGAUGAAGAUGGCGCUCGACAAGAUCGCCUUUGUUCCCUUCAGCUAUCUUGUGGACCAGUGGCGCUGGAGGGUGUUUGACGGAAGCAUCACCAAGGAGAACUACAACCAGGAGUGGUGGAGCCUCAGGCUGAAGUACCAGGGCCUCUGUCCCCCAGUGGCCAGGUCUCAAGGCGACUUUGACCCAGGGGCCAAGUUCCACAUUCCUUCAAGCGUGCCAUAUAUCAGGUAUUUCGUCAGCUUCGUCAUCCAGUUCCAGUUCCACGAGGCGCUGUGUCAGGCGGCGGGCCACAAGGGCCCCCUGCACAAGUGCGACAUCUACCAGUCCCAGGAGGCCGGGAAGCGCCUGGCCGACGCCAUGAAGCUGGGCUUCAGUCGGCCGUGGCCCGAAGCCAUGCGGCUCAUCACGGGCCAGCCCAAGAUGUCGGCCGCUGCCAUGAUGACCUACUUCAAGCCGCUGCUGGACUGGCUCGUGACCGAGAACACGCGGCACGGGGAGAAGCUGGGCUGGCCGCAGUACAACUGGAUGCCAAACUCAGCUCGCUCGGAAGCCUCCUUCCCGGGCUCCGGCCGUGUCAGCUUCCUGGGCCUGAACCUGGAGGAGCAGCAGGCCCGCGUGGGCCAGUGGGUGCUGCUCUUCCUGGGCGUCGCCCUGCUGGUGGCCACCCUGGGCCUCGCCUACCGGCUCUUCAGCAUCCGCCACCACAGCCUCCACCACCCCCACAGGGGGUCCCAGUUUGGCUCCGAGGUGGAGCUCAGACACUCCUGAGAUGAGGGCUGGGCGGGCCUGCCGGGGAAUGCGCCACCGGGAGACCCAGGGACCGGGAAGGCCCGGGGAUGGGCUGAGGACCCGCCACUGCUCUCAAGGCUCACCCCAGCCCUCCUCCCCCUUCC
Molecule: messenger RNA, 4069 nt
Organism: Lagenorhynchus albirostris (white-beaked dolphin)
Lineage: Eukaryota; Metazoa; Chordata; Mammalia; Artiodactyla; Delphinidae
Gene: ACE
Product: angiotensin I converting enzyme
Exons: 25
Coding region: 18-3944 (1308 amino acids)
Biological process (GO): proteolysis
Cellular component (GO): plasma membrane
Molecular function (GO): metallopeptidase activity; peptidyl-dipeptidase activity
Source: RefSeq, a predicted model, not a curated record